AUGACUUCAAUCCAGAUUCUCGACGGAGGACUCGGAACUUCCCUCCAAGACCAACAUGGUGUCACCUUCGACUCUUCCACCCCCCUCUGGGCAUCCCACCUCCUCGUCUCCAACCCCACCACUCUCCUCGCCUGCCAGCGCAACUUCAUAACAGCAGGCAGCGACGUCCUCCUAACAGCCACAUACCAAGUCUCCAUCGAAGGUUUCGCACGCACCAAGACUCCCGAAUUUCCGCACGGCAUCCCCCGCAGCGCUAUCGGAAAAUAUCUCCGAACCGCACUGGAGGUCGCCGAGCAAGCGCGGGGCACCUCCGCCGCCAAAAUCGCACUGAGCCUGGGACCGUACGGCGCGUGCAUGAUCCCCGGACAGGAAUACAGCGGGCGCUACGAUGCGGAGCAUGAUAGUGAGGAAGCCCUCUUCCAAUGGCACCUGGAGCGACUGCGGCUAUUCCUCGAGGCGGAUGGGAAACUGGCGGAGAGAGUGCAGUAUGUGGCAUUUGAGACGCUGCCGCGGUUGGACGAGGUUCGUGCGGUGAGGAAGGCGAUCCGCGCGGCGGGCUUGGAUGUUCCCUUCUGGGUGGCGUGUGUGUUCCCCGGCGAGGAGGCUACGUUGCCCGAUGGGAGCUCGAUCAGGCAGGUUGUGCAGGCUGCGCUUGCGGAGAUGGACGGUGCGGCGGUGCCGUGGGGAGUGGGCAUCAAUUGCACCAAGAUCUAUAAGCUGGAUGGACUGGUUCACGAGCUAGGCGAGGAGAUAGCGAGUGCUGUUGGCACGGGCCGGGCAGGGGCUGUGUCGAGUCUGGUGCUGUAUCCGGAUGGUACCAAUGGGGAGGUGUACAACACGACCACGCAGACGUGGGAGAAGCCGGAAGAGUAUACAAGAGAUGAAAGGGGUCCGUGGGAAUCCCAGCUCGCGCAGGUGGUCACGAAUGCUCGCGCAAGGGGUCCCUUUACUUCAUUCCUGGUCGGAGGCUGCUGCAAGGCCUCUCACAACGAUAUUCGAAAGCUGGCAGAGCAGCUCAAAGCCGAGUGA
This is a messenger RNA of Aspergillus pseudoviridinutans, 1029 nucleotides long. Its product is annotated as homocysteine S-methyltransferase family protein. The transcript is spliced from 2 exons. Lineage: Eukaryota; Fungi; Ascomycota; Eurotiomycetes; Eurotiales; Aspergillaceae. The record is from RefSeq and is a predicted model, not a curated record. Bases 1 to 1029 code for a protein of 342 amino acids.